This is a messenger RNA of Hyphopichia burtonii NRRL Y-1933, 3042 nucleotides long. RefSeq names its product ssDNA endodeoxyribonuclease (gene RAD1). The coding region runs from base 61 to 3036 and encodes 991 amino acids. Gene Ontology annotation, cellular component: nucleotide-excision repair factor 1 complex. Lineage: Eukaryota; Fungi; Ascomycota; Pichiomycetes; Serinales; Debaryomycetaceae. Gene Ontology annotation, biological process: double-strand break repair via single-strand annealing, removal of nonhomologous ends; double-strand break repair via homologous recombination; resolution of meiotic recombination intermediates. Gene Ontology annotation, molecular function: damaged DNA binding; single-stranded DNA binding; single-stranded DNA endonuclease activity. The record is from RefSeq and is a predicted model, not a curated record. The transcript is spliced from 2 exons.
GAGUCUAAAGAAGUCGGAUGCCUAUUGCCAUUGCUGUUUCAGCAAGAAGUUGUGGAAGAUAUGUUAUCUAAAGAUGGUUUACUUGUGUUGGGAAGAGGGUUAGGCUGGGAGAUAAUAGCAGCCAAUCUACUAUACGCGUUGAGUUCCCCUUCUAUAUCUCUUGUGACUGGAGACAGGCAGGAAAGUAAAAGAAGCUUGGUACUCUUGGUGAAUGCUAAAGAAGAAGAAAACAUUAAGUUAAGCGAUAUCUUAACUGAACUCCAUUGGGCAAAUACAACAUCUAUUAAUCGUUCAUCACCUGAAAACGAAGGUGCUAGACUGAGUGAUGAAUAUGACGAAUUGACUGACCUGGAUCGAUCACCUCUUACAAUUAUUGGUGGUGAUAUUACUAGUGCCGAUAAGCGUAGGCGAACUUACGAUUGCGGAGGGACUGUCUCUGUAACUUCUAGAGUUUUGGUAGUGGACUUGUUAUCGGGUAUUUUAUCACCUCAUGAUAUUACUGGGCUUUUCAUUUUACAUGCUGAACGAAUAAAGGAAACAUCUAAUGAAUCUUUUAUUGUGAACUUAUACCGUGAUACAAAUGACUGGGGGUUUGUCAAAGCUAUAUCUGAUAAACCCGAAGCAUUUACGGGCUUUACUCCUUUAGCUACUAAUCUUAAAUACUUAAGAUUGUCAAAUGUAUUCUUAUGGCCUCGUUUUCAUGUUGAAGUUUCUUCUUCCUUAACGUAUAAGGGUAAACACUCAAGACAACAAAAGCUCGAAGCAGACAGAAGUCGUUAUGUUACAGAAAUCAAUGUUCAAUUAUCUACGAACAUGAGGAAAAUACAAUCCGCUUUAUUGGCAUGUAUACAGUCCUGUUUACAAGAGUUGAAAAGGCAUAAUCCAUCAUUAGCUACUGAAUAUUGGGAUAUGGAGAAUAUCCAUGAUAUCGAUUUUGUCCCCAGAAUAAGGAUUUCGUUAGAUUCACAAUGGCAUAGAAUUACAUGGACUUCAAAACAAUUAGUAUAUGAUUUAGCAACUUUGAAGGAUUUACUUAGUGAUUUAUUGGUUGUUGAUUCGUUGACGUAUUAUCAAACUGUACAAAGUCUAGUUAAUGUUCAAGCAAAGUCUGAAGCAGUAGGAAUGACAACUACAGCAAACCUGCAACCUUGGCUAGGAGUUCCAGAAGCCGAUACCGUUAUAUCUCGUGCAAGGGACAGAGCAUUCCGGGAAACUAAAAUUUCAAAAUCAAAAGAUACAAUACAAUCUGCGGGUAUUGAGGUUAAUGAUCUUGAUGAAGUGAAAGAGGAUCAACUGAACUACUAUAUCCGUAACUAUGUUUUAGAAGAGCAACCCAAAUGGGAUCAACUAGGACUACUUCUUGAUGACAUCAUGUAUGAAAAAUCGCACAAUAACAAUCCAAGAACCGAUGGUCCUGUUCUUAUUAUGUGUUCCAACACUAGAACUGCUAAACAAAUAAGUAAUUUAAUACCGAAGUUGAAAAAGGAAGAAAACAGUAUGACUGGCAAAAAAAGGUUUAGUGCAAAGAAAUAUAUGGUUUCGAAGUUGAGGGAUUAUAGAGCUUGGAGAGAGACCAUAUAUGCAACAAGGAGAAUCAAAGCUGAUAUGGAUAAACAAGAUGAAACUGGUGCGGCGGGAGAUACAGAAGGGACAAAUAACGAAGAAUUGCAAAUGUCUAAGACGUUUACUCGUGGUAGAGGAACACCAUUGAGCAAAAGAAGGAGAACUCGAGGGGCUUCCAGUGUUGCAAAUGUCCAAAGACUUUAUUCUGGAUCGGUCCAAGAGAAGAAUUCUGAGCCAGUAGAUCUCGAUGAUGAAAUUAUAGAAAACCUUGAGAAUGAAGUUGGACAAAGCGACGAUGAAGGUGACUUUGAUAUUGAGGAUGAAGAAAAAAUAUUCGAAAGUAUUGGUAAAAAUGAUGAAAUUCAAGAACACAUUGAUAUAUUUGACCAGAUUAUUGUUGAAUCAUACGAUGAAGCUAUUAAUGAUGCAUUAUUGCAGGAAAUAUCCCCCGCUUAUAUUAUAAUGUAUGAACCAAGUUUGUCAUUUAUAAGAAGAGUUGAGAUGUAUCAAGCCAUUAAUAGGGAUACACCAGCAAGAACUUACUUCAUGUAUUAUGGGACUUCAGUCGAAGAACAAAGUCAUUUAUUAAAUAUUAGAAAAGAAAAGGAAGCUUUCACCAAAUUAAUUAGAGAGAAAGCAUCAUUGAGUAAGAAUUUUGCAACCGAAGUUGAUAAUUGGAAAUUUCAAUUACAAAAGAAACAAGCUGUUAAUACUAGGAUAGCAGGAGGAGCAAGGUUCAGAAGUGAUGAUGAUGAAAUGCAAGUGGUUGUUGAUGUAAGAGAAUUUAGGUCAGCAUUACCAAAUUUGCUUUAUAGAGUUGGUAUUAAAGUUGUUCCAUGUAUGAUUACAGUAGGUGAUUAUAUUGUCUCACCCAAGAUAUGUAUCGAAAGAAAGGCGAUUCCUGAUUUAAUAUCAAGUUUCAAGAGUGGGAGAUUAUACACUCAGUGUGAGCAGAUGUUCAGACAUUAUGAAAUGCCUACUUUAUUGAUUGAAUUUGAUGCCAAUCACUCAUUUUCAUUUGAACCCUUUUCCGAGACUAAUCGAAAUAAGCUGGCACCUACGAAUCCAAUAGCUGCUAAGCUCGUAGGGCAAGAUAUACAAUCCAAGAUCAUAAUGUUGCUAAUUGCGUUUCCUAAACUUAAAAUCAUAUGGUCAUCAUCGUCAUACGAAACCGCACAAAUAUUCUUGGAAUUGAAGUCCAAUCAAGAGGAACCGGAUAUUGCCAGUGCCAUAUCGAAGGGAGUUGAUUCACAGAUUAAGAGCAAUGAUGGCGGACCACCAAUGUAUAAUGAUGAUGCCAUUGACCUUUUACAGAAUAUCCCCGGUAUCAAUAAUGUCAAUUAUUAUAAUGUAAUUCAAAAAGUAAGGAGUAUUGAAGACUUGGUUCAGUUGCCACUAGAGGCCUUUUAUGAACUUCUUGGUCAAGAAAAUGGGAAUAAGGCAUUUAACUUUAUAAGUAAUGCAGUUAAGUAAGAUAAU